Molecule: messenger RNA, 1118 nt
Organism: Triplophysa rosa
Lineage: Eukaryota; Metazoa; Chordata; Actinopteri; Cypriniformes; Nemacheilidae
Gene: dynlt3
Product: dynein light chain Tctex-type 3
Exons: 5
Coding region: 122-469 (115 amino acids)
Biological process (GO): microtubule-based movement
Cellular component (GO): kinetochore; cytoplasmic dynein complex; cytoplasm
Molecular function (GO): dynein intermediate chain binding
Source: RefSeq, a predicted model, not a curated record
CUCUUGCUCUGCAGCACCAUUGUGUUGUUUCCUUUGCUUUAGCUGUCAGUGACAAAAUAGCUACACUUAUCUACAUUGAAGAGUUUAUUGUACUCAUAUAUUUGGCGUUUAAAUUGUAAAGAUGGAGGAAUAUCAUCCUGGAGACGAAGUGUCUUUCAGCCCAGAUGAAGCGAGUAACGUAGUUAAAGAGUGCAUUGAGGGUAUCAUUGGAGGUGUGGACUACAGCCAGAACAAAGUGAACCAGUGGACGGCCAGCAUAGUCGAACACUCUCUCACUCAGUUAGUCAAACAGGGGAAACCUUUCAAGUACAUAGUCAACUGUGCUGUGAUGCAGAAAAGUGGCGCAGGUCUUCACACAGCCAACUCUUGUUACUGGGACACUACCACUGACGGAAGCUGCACGGUUAGGUGGGAGAACCGCACCAUGUACUGUGUUGUCAGUGUGUUUGCUGUGGCUAUUGUCCUAUAAGCAGGAACCAGGGCUGAGACAUGAACACAUACACAGACGGGCCAAAUCAUUUUUACAAAGAUAACAUCCUGAAGUCUGUUUUGAAGCCACAAGGGACCUAAACCAAUUUCUGUUUUCGCUUUAAUACGAAGUUGAAAUUGUAUUACUUGCGCUUGUCUAUCAUACAAACAUUUUACCUGUAGUUGCCAUUUUACUUUGACUUACUUGUAACAUGCACCUUUGCUCUGUAUAGAAUGAAUUGAAAAUAUGUUGUUGCUUAAUUAUUAAAGUUGACUUGGAUUUAAUAAUUCAGUGUAAAGAGAAUAUAUGAGAAUGGUUUAGUCCUGGUUAAAACUAAUGAUCACAUCAGAAAAUAUAUUUAAACAACACAACAUCCAGGGGAAAUUCACAAGCAAUGCGAACAUGCCACAUCGCAUCAAACUACACGAUUUAUAGAAACAAAGUAUUUUCCUCUUUUCUAAAGUUUAAAAUGAGCACUUAAAUUGGUUUUAGUACAGAUAUGAAAUGAAACAACUACAUGCACUGAUGCCUUCUAAGGAACAUACACAAAUCAUAUCUAUACAUUUCAUGCAGAAUUGUACAAAGGUUGAAAACUUUUAGCAGGAACUUUAUCAUUUGUUUCUCCUUUUAAUAAACCUAUUGUCUUGUA